This is a messenger RNA of Schistocerca nitens (vagrant locust), 1431 nucleotides long. It is a transcript of the gene Drip, whose product is annotated as aquaporin AQPAn.G. The coding region runs from base 104 to 862 and encodes 252 amino acids. The record is from RefSeq and is a predicted model, not a curated record. Gene Ontology annotation, molecular function: water channel activity. Lineage: Eukaryota; Metazoa; Arthropoda; Insecta; Orthoptera; Acrididae. Gene Ontology annotation, biological process: transmembrane transport. Gene Ontology annotation, cellular component: plasma membrane. The transcript has 6 exons.
CGGAGCGCGCCGGCCGGCGUGCGAUGGCGGGUGGGGGGCGAGCUAUAAGAGGCAGCGCAGCGCGCGCCGCGCUAGUGCUACGACCCGACGCCACGCAGCCAACAUGGGCAAAGCCACAGGUGCUAAGGCGAUUAUCGGACUUCACGAGGUGACGGACACGCGGACCAUCUGGCGGCAACUGGCUGCCGAAUUCGUGGGAACUUUCUUCCUGGUGCUCCUGGGUUGCGGCUCGACGACAGCGAAGUGGACGGACGGCUACGCGCCCACCACGGUGCAGAUCGCGCUCACGUUCGGCCUGGCAGUCGCCACGAUCGCACAGGCGCUGGGCCAUGUGAGCGGCGGCCACGUAAACCCUGCCGUGACGAUUGGUCUGCUGGCCAGUGGAAACAUCUCCAUCCUCAGGGCGCUCUUCUACAUCGUCGUCCAAUGCAUCGGCGCUGUUGCUGGCUCAGCCGUACUACAGGUUCUGACGCCGAAGGCGACGGCGGCGGCGCUGGGGAUGACGAUGGUGAACCCGUACCUGUCGCUGGCGCAGGCGGUGUUCGUGGAGGCGCUGAUCACGUUCGUGCUGGUGCUGACCGUGCACGGCGUGUGCGACGCGGCGCGCAGCGAUGUCAAGGGCUCUGCGCCGCUCGCCAUCGGGCUCUCCAUCUCGACGUGCCACUUGUUCGCCAUCCAGUACACCGGCGCCAGCAUGAACCCAGCGCGGACGUUCGGCCCGGCAGUCAUCACCAGCUACUGGGACAACCAUUGGGUUUACUGGGCUGGACCUCUUGGAGGAGGCAUCGUGGCUGGAGUCAUUUACAGGUUCCUGUUCCAGGCUCGGAAACCUGAAGACGAAGCCAGCUCCUAUGACUUCUGAACGCAUCAUUUCUCUUGCCGCAGGCAGGGACACAUCUUCGCGGAGUGGCUGAGAACGGAUCAGAGACAAUAUAUCGUGAAAAUUUAGUGUAUACCGUAGUGAUAUUGAACUGUCCAGCCAAACGUCUCCUGCGCUGACUUAUUUUGUGGCGUUUCCUGAAGAGUACAAUGGGAUUAUUAUACUUAUUUAUUUGUAAGUGGACUAUGCUUGGCACACCUUGUAGUUAUUCCUAUCUAACGUAUAGGUUUCUUUCUCUGCAAGGCAACUGUAGUCAAACAGGGAAUUUUGAAGUGUCUGUGUGGUCUUUGGGACUGAAAACAGUUACGUCAUGAAGAUGAAGGUUCUGUCAUGUUACUACAUGGCUUGAGAUCUUCUAUACACCCUGACACUUCUCAUAUUUCGGCAACAGAUCACUUUCGGCUCGAAAGUGUGACGGGUUUCACUGUUGUCUAAAUUGUUUUGAAUAGAAUCUCGUUCACUGAUUCUGCGUUCAAUAACACUAUGUUUAAUUUUCUCUUGCUACUUGCUUCAGUUGUACAGAAUAAAGUUUUACUAUAUUAAAACUUUUA